Symbiodinium natans is the source of this 4071-nucleotide messenger RNA. NCBI's taxonomy places the organism in Eukaryota, Dinophyceae, Suessiales, Symbiodiniaceae. The record is from the annotation of a GenBank genome assembly.
AUGGACUGGACCCUGUGCCGCGCUGUGGGGGUUGAUCUUUUCCGGGUGGCCGUAUAUUGGCUAACAGAAUACAAGAACGGCACUUGUGAGAAGGGCGUGGCUAAGAAGGAUCAAGUCAUAGGACAGUGCCAGCGAGAUAAGGAGGCCUGCUUCAGAGAUCUAGGUGCAGCUGAGACUCGACGUGAUUGUCAGCACUUGCUGGCCAUCGUGGCUGGUUUUCUUGGUGGUUUGAUCUGCGGCGUGACUCUCUGCAUAUUUUUGUGGUACCGACUGCUGCGUGCUGAGCCGCCGGGACGUGUUACUACACCGCCCGUGAUUGACGCUGUUCCAUUGAAGCUAGGCCUUUUUGAACAACAGGCUGGAGAUGUCAAUUGGCUGCAGCAAGACGGCGCGCUCGUGCGCUUCCGGGAUGAUCCAGAUCUUUUGCACUUUCGCGAAGUCGUCAAGUGCACAGAGGGAAACCACUGUUUCGUCCUGACUCCCGAUCGGGACUUGAACGAGGUGGACCUCGAGGAGGGUAACAUGUUCGUGGAAGUGAAGAGGAUGCAGCCAGGCCGACUGCCGAGAGGCAUCCGUGAUGCCGACACUUACCUGCCCCGACACAGCGGUGGAGGAGAGUUCACUGCUGAAGAGCUCAGACACUACGCCCAGGUCGCUGAGAAGCUCAGUAAGGGCGGCGGUGCACAUGUUCGACGUGUGGGCAAGGUAGGGACAGGAGGACUGGAUGUGCUACCUGGCGGCGCGCAGCAGCCGGCAGCCCAGCCACUCAGCGAGCUUGCCUGGAUGCAGGUCUUUGGGGGCUCUCCUGGCUCUUUGGGAGCUGAGGUCUUUCCGCCCCCCGACAGUGCAAUCGUGAACGCUGGGAGUGACAAGUACACGAUCUUCGUUGAUGGCUUGCAGGGAGGCCAGGUGGUGCUGGCGAGACAAGUGUCGCGAGCUGGUCUUGAGGCCGCAAAGAGGCUCUUGUCGCCUCCUGACAACAAAGGAUCUGAGAGGGAUGUGCGGGUGCUGCCCGUGCUUUUCGACUCUGCAGAAGAGCGGUGGCGCACUGUGGCAGAAGCGGUGCCGGAAAGCGAGGAGGUGGACUAUGAGGACUUCCCUCUGGCUGGGCCCCGCACCGUGAUGCGAGACAUGCGUCAGUUGAGGCGGGCCGGACAGGACUUCCUGCAGCACCACGAGAGCUGGAUCAAGAAGUCGGGCGUGCGAUCAACGGACAGGUCAGUGCAUGAGCAUUCUAGUUUGUGCAGGGCUUUGCAUCUCAUGAUCUGCUACGACCAGUUGAAUGCUCCCGCCCUCGCAGCUGCAGAGGCGUUAAACAGGCGCCGGGCACUCAUUGAGUUCGCCCACCAUGGGCGCCCCGAGGCGCCCAGCUAUGAGGGUGCUGAGGACCUGCUUGGUGUGCGGGAGGCCAGCGACGGCGCCAUGAUCGACCCUGCUCUCACCUCUUUUGCCGCGAAGAAGGCAGCCAGCAAGGCCGAGGUCCUCAAGCAACAGCGCUUGGCUGCCGAAGAGAAGCGUCAUCGGCGCAACCAGGCUGCUGUGACAGAGGACGAGGCCGGAGCAUCGUCAAAGGCAAAAGCCAAGGGCUGGAGUGUAGCCCAAGAAGAUGUACGUGACUACUUCUACCGCCUGGGCAUCAGUCGGGAGUUGGGAGAGUACUUCUGUUUGCCCGAGAUCGAUCCCCACAUCCUAAACCAGAUUCUUGGUGAACUACCAAAGGAGCUGGCAGAGCUGAUCGACCUGAGCGCGGCGCCCAUUUAUCCGUGCAUGGCCGUGUUACCCAUGGGCUUCAGCUGGGCUUUCCACUUGGCACAUAAGGCACACGUACAUAUUGCUUCCUCGGCUUUGCCUCACGUGAACCUUAUGCAAGAUCGUACACCGAUCCCAAAGCUGGGUGCCAAGGGAGAGUCCAACACCACGGCAAUGUUGAUUUAUGCAGACAACAAUAAUCAUGUGGGUACAGAUUUGGACAAGGUCGCUGCCGACCAGGACGCUGUCAUGGGUGCCCUACACCAGCGAGGCUUGGACACUCAUGACGUGACGGAAGCAGCUAGCCUUGCAGAAAGUCUUGGGGUCAGAAUAGAUGGGAUGGCCGGACAUGUGCUACCUACACCAAAGAGAGAUUGGAGACUGGACAGAGCUUUGUCGGCGAUAUGUAGAGGAGUAAAGCUUUCCGGUCAGGAGCUACAAGUGGUGAUUGGGCAUGUCACAGUCCGCUCCUUAUUGCACCGGGGUUUGAUGGGCAUCAUCCGCUACGCGUAUGCCUUCAUAGAGAAGAACUACACUCGCCGUACCCGAGUUUGGGGUAGUGUACUUCAGGAGCUUUACCAUUUUCGACACUUGAUGGUCUUGGGCUUCGGAAAUUUCAAGCAGGCGUGGAGCGACACCAUUUUUUGCACGGAUGCUUGUCUUUCUGGGUAUGCUGUAAUGUCUAGUGUGCAGGGGUCCGACACAGCGCUCGACACGAGCAUGGUCUUCGAGGAUCCCUUGACUGUCAAGCCCGAAGUUGACGGAGAAGUCAUGGGUCAUGUUGAGGUUGAUCCCCGCUUUCCCGAUGUCGAACCAUCUGUCAUGAGUCAGGAGAAGUGGCGGCGAGUGUGGUGCUGUCCGGUACACCAUCGGGAGCCAGUUCACCUGAUAGAGGCGCGAAGCAUCUUAGGAGCAGUGAAGCACAUCGCUCGGGACAGUCGCCGACAUGGGCAACGUUUUGUCAUUUUGAAUGAUAACAUGUCCGUGGUCCUUGCAUUGCAGAAGGGGAGAUGCAGCUCUUUCAGUCUGUUGCGGCUCAUCAGAAGGAUCAGUGCUCAUGUUCUGGUUUCCAAUAUUCGUCUUUGUGCUCGGUGGGUUCCAUCCGAGUGGAAUGUGGAGGUCUUCACCCGAGACGAGGCGAAGGCUGCAAACCGCCGCAUGCAGUCGUCCGGUCAGCUCCCCGAGAGGGACGUGCUGCAGAAAGAGAGAAGUUCGUCACCUCUGAGAUCGGGGAAGCCGAGCCGGGCGGACCUGAGGAGCCUCUUGGCAAGCCACAAGAGGCGGCAGCAAAGGGGCAUCCAGCGCAAGAAGAAGUACGAGGCUCGUUUGCGAGCGACCAGGGGGGAGCGUGGACUCCUGGAGCAGAGCAGCGUGCGAGAGCCGCAAAGGAAGGACUACUUGAGCAAGUUGGAGGGCUUCUACAGCUUCGUCGUCCAGUACGACCUCGCUCUGUCCAACGAAAAGGAGCUGGACGAAGCCUUGUGCGACUACGGGGACAUCCUGUUCCUAGACGGCUACGGCAGCAACUUCGGCGAGAAGCUGAUGGCGGCGGUCGAGUUCGAGCGCCCCGAGUUCGCCAGGAGUGGCAUGCUAGCCGUGCCUCGCUUUCGCAGGAGUUUGAAGGGCUGGAGGAAGCUGGCCCCUGCGCAGACAAGAAUGCCCAUGCUGGAGUUCUUGAAAGGUGCGAUCAGCGGGGUGAUGCUGAAGAUGGGGCAAAGGAGCAUGGCGCUGUACAACGAGGUGACCUUCAGCACGUACGCGCGUCCAGGAGAGAUGAUGCGAGUAAGUGCCGAGGAUGUCCUGAUGCCAAACCACGAGUUCGACAAGGCGGUAAUCGUUUUGGGGCCACUCGAGCGGGGGGAGUCGUCGAAGGCCGGGAUCUACGACGAGGUUCUCCUCCUCGACGAUGUUCGAGCCCCUUUCCUACCUUCACUCCUACAUGCACAGGCGUGCAAACAGAGGAUGGAGAAAGGUGCGGAGGCGCCUUUGUGGGACUUUACGGCCAAAGCCUACCUCAAGACUUGGAGGGAGUGUGUCGUGGCAUUGGGCAUUCAGCAGCUUGCUACCAGCCCAUACCAGAACCGGCAUGGGGGAGCAAGCAGAGACCACUUGCAGCGACUGAGGAGCAUCGAGGAGAUUCGACGGAGGGGCAGAUGGGCAUCGGAGACCAGCGCCAGGAUCUACGACAAGCCUGGAAGGAUGCAGCAGCUGAUAUCCCAACACGAGGGCAAGUUCCGGGAUUUUGGGGAGAAUAUUCGUGUACGCUUGUACCACAGUGGCAAUGUUGUGCUACCGCGGAGCAUCAAGGUCCCAACUUCCUGA